UUAUCCCAGGUUCCAUCCCAUUCAAGAAACUUUUCUUUCCUCUGAUUUUUUCCAUGCAUAAAAAUGACUCCUUGGACUUACACAGAUCAGGAGGAAGCUUCCUAGGUACCAUCCUCCUCAGUCCUACCUUUCUGUCUGAGUUAUUCAAGCAACCUUUUCUCAGUUUCCCCCCAUACAUCUUACCCCAAACAGCCCUGAUAAUUUAACUCUUUUGGAAGCUGUAUUUCAAACCACAUCCAUGGCUUCCAAGAACCUCCAGAAUAUCAUUCUUCUCUACAAGAUCAUUCUCAUUUGUGGGCUGUGUUUGGUUUACUCAAAAGCUGAACUUCCAAGGUUUGAACAUCCCAUCAAACCUGAUGGAUCGCUCAGUAUCCUGGUUGUUGGAGACUGGGGAAGAAGAGGAGCUUAUAACCAAACAGAAGUUGCAGCUCAGAUGGCAAAAAUUGGAGGCCAGAUGGACCCAGAUUUCAUCAUUUCUACGGGAGACAAUUUUUACGAAGACGGAUUGACUGGUAUUCAGGAUCCAGCAUUCGAGGAGUCAUUUAGCAACAUCUAUUUGGGGCCAAGCCUCCAAAAGCAGUGGUACAGUGUUUUGGGAAACCAUGACUAUAGAGGUGAUGUUUUGGCACAGUUGGAUCCCAUCCUCAGACAAAAAGAUAGCAAAUGGUUAUGUCUUAGAUCUUUUAUCCUCAAUACAGAUGUUGCGGAAUUUUUCUUCAUCGAUACAACGCCAUUCGUAGAUAAAUAUUUCUUCCGCCCAGAAGAUGAUAAAUAUGACUGGAGAGGAGUGCUGCCCAGAGAGGAAUAUCUUUCAAAUCAGUUGAAGGAUUUAGACACUGCCCUAAAGGAAUCAAGUUCAAAUUGGAAGAUAGUUGUUGGUCACCAUACACUCAAAAGUGCUGGAGAUCAUGGAAUCACAGUUGAGCUUGAGGAAAGACUUCUUCCAGUUCUUCAGGAAAACAAUGUUGAUCUUUACGUUAAUGGACAUGACCACUGCUUGGAACACAUCAGUAGCCCUGACAGUCCACUCCAAUUUCUGACGAGUGGUGGAGGGUCAAAGGCAUGGAGGGGAAAUGUUCAGCCAUGGAGCCCUGAGGAGUUGAAGUUGUAUUAUGAUGGACAAGGUUUCAUGACCAUGAAACUCACCAAGUACGAUGUUUAUGUCCAGUUCUAUGAUAUUUUUGGCGACAUUUUGCACCAAUGGAGCCGUUCAAAAGGGUUUUACUCCACGUAAUUAAAUAGCAUUUUACUAGAGGUUAAAGCUGUUUUAACAGCUUAGGAAUUAGUUAAAUUUGCUCCAAAAUCAAGAGACUAAACCUAAUAGUAGUACUGCAUUGGGGCAAUGUUCGUAGCUUCCUAUAUAUGUAUUAGUAUGGGCAGAAACUGAAUUUUCUUUGACUUGAUCUGUAAUUAAUCUUCUUUUCUAUGUCUGUUAAAAAGCA
Messenger RNA from Coffea eugenioides, 1442 nucleotides. Its product is annotated as purple acid phosphatase 8-like. The transcript has 7 exons. Bases 239 to 1234 code for a protein of 331 amino acids. The record is from RefSeq and is a predicted model, not a curated record. Gene Ontology annotation, molecular function: ferrous iron binding; acid phosphatase activity; ferric iron binding. Lineage: Eukaryota; Viridiplantae; Streptophyta; Magnoliopsida; Gentianales; Rubiaceae.